UCAGACCUUUGUUCUCAGACUUUUUGAGACUUUGCAUUGGAAACUGGAGAAUAAACCAAAGUAACUCACUGAACAAUGUGACUUUGUGUGCAUCUCGUGUGUGCAGUGGUUCAGUUUAACUGGAGUCAUAUGCAGGAAUAACAGUGUGUGUUUGGAUGGGAGCACAGCAGGAAUGAAGAUGAUGUGGCGCUAGUCUGAUGCUGCGAGACGCAUUUAAACUACAAACGGUGCUGUUUGUGAUGGCUUCAAGACUGUGGAUAAAACUCACACUGAAACGCUGUUCUGUGGUGGCCUUCCUGUCUCUCUUCACUCUGUCAGUGGUGAUGAUAUACACCCUUCCUCCCUUCCCAUCUGACAGGAGCGAGGUGCACCCACUGGGCCCCCGCAAUAACAAACCCAGCAGGCCGGUGGGGAGGCGUUCUCUGACACCUCAUCUUCCAUUACACAGCAGAACCAGGAGUAACCCUGAAGUGAAGGAUUCCACCAAACAUCUCCUGAUGGUCAACCAUCAGCAACUAUCAUUUUCUUCUGGGAAAACAGCAGAGGAAAUUGUGUAUCUAUCAACCAAAAAGCCUCUGAGGUCACGCAAGCAUCAAAGAGUUUCACAGGACAUAAACAAACAUUCAUUUAGUGCCAAAAGAGGGCAAGCCGUUGAUGCAGUCAACAGUAGAGAGCCAAACAUCCAUUUUCUCCGCUCCAGACAUGACCCAGCAUUGCCUCAGUCUGCCAGUAUGCAAAGCCUCCACCCAAAAAACACGACACACAGGCACAAAUGCGCACCAGAUGGGGCCAAAGCGAAGAAGCUCAGGGGGCAUUUUACUCACAAACAGCAGGUGCUAAAACUGAAACAGGCGCCUGGAGAGAAAAGGACACAUGAAAGACUAUCAGAACCUCAUUCUGGAGCAGGAAAUAAGGGUGAGGUUGCAGCAGCGGCCGCCAUGAGAGAGUCCACUGACUGGUGUGAGAUUGUACCCGAUGAGGCUGUCGUUGAAGACUGGAACCAGACCAAAGCUGAGUCUCUGCCCUGGCUCAGUGAGGACGAUGUGAAAAAGAUGAGGCUUCUCUCCAGGGGUGCCGUGAUGAGUAAAGACAGACUUUCAGGCCACGGACAAGUGCUUCGGGUUGGAUUAGAUGACACAAAUGACAUCUUUGCUCCCGCUGGGGCCGAUCAUAUCAAAUGCUGCCAGACAGGAAGCUGUGCUCUCAUCAAACGCCCCAGUGACUGGUUUGAAGUGUUUGCCUUUCACCUGGACAGAGUUCUGGGGCUCAAUCGGAGCCUGCCCGUGGUUUUGAGGACGUUUCAUAGUGAUAUUCUACCGUACAGGUACACCAAUGGGUCUCCCAGACCUGUGGUGUGGUGGGAUCCCGGCAUCCAGCAUCUGUCUGAUGCUGACAAUGACCAGAAUUCAUUCACGCUCACCUGGCCACAAUAUCAGACUUCACUGCAGAGCAGAUGUGGCUCUCAGGUGCCUUUAAAUUUCACAAACUGUGUGGGAGUGCAUCACUCAGAAUGGGGACGACUGGCAUUGUUUGACUUCCUAUUGCAGGUAAAUGACAGACUGGACCGGUACUGUUGUGGAUUCAAACCAGAUCCCUCAGAGCUGUGUGUGGAAAACCUUCUGCAUGUCAAAUGUGGAAACCCAAAGGACUUAAAUCUGGUGCACAUCCUGGUUCGUAAGACAGAACCAUCCAGACUGGUCUUUAUUGACAAUGCAGGCAGACCUUAUCAAGCACAAGACAACCUUAACUUCAGACUGGUUGAAGGUAUUGAUGAGUUUCCAGAGCGGUCCGUUUCUGUGCUGCUGUCAGGAUGUCUAGAAAAGAUGCUUCUGCGGUCUCUGUCUUUGGAUCGGGAAUUCUGGGUGAGCAGAGGAGGCCUGUCUGGACUUAAACCGCUAAUCCGACACGUGGAGCAAAGAGCCAAGGCCCUGCUGCAGCAUAUACGAGAGAAGAAACUGAGACUUAACAGAGACCUUUGAAAUGAAUCAGUUACUGAAGGUCUGUGGAAAUCCCUUGCUUCCAUUUAUUUAAAUUUAACAAUUUUAUUUGUGUGCGUGUGUGUGUGCGUGUGUGCGUGUGUGUGUGUGUUACGGUAUGGGGACAAAAUGUCCCCACAAAAAUGGCAACAUCCAAAAUCCUUGUCCUUGUGGGGACAUUUUUUGGUCCCCAUGAGGAAACAAGCUUAUAAAUGAUACAGAAUUAACUUAACUGUGUGUGUGUGUGUGUGUGUGUGCGUGCGUGCGUGCGUGCGUGCGUGUGUGUGUGUGUUUGGUUUUGAAAGUCAAGACAAUUACACAAGAUGGCUAAAAUGAGUGGAGGCAGUGAGUGUUCAUGGAUUUUUGAGUCUGUUUCACUAAUAAGGGUUGACAAUCCUUGAACUGUGAUUAACUUAUGAGAUGCUCUCAAGAUCUGAGAAAAGAGAUUCCAGAUGGUCAUUUGCAAAGCAAGGCUCAUGCAGGGCUUAUUACUGUGAAGAGACUUCAGACGUGAUGUGAUAACCAGACGUGAUGAUAAGUCACAUGAUGACAAGCAAUUUGUCUGCUGAUAUUGAAUGUGAAACUGAUGCACGACGUGAUAUCACAGCCAAAUAGAAGGUUUGUUUAGUAAUUUACAGCUACCUGUAUGUGGAGCAGGAUUUUGGACCAAUAAGAAUCCAGAAGAAUUUUCUUUCUUCAGUUAAACACAAAUAAUUUUAUAUUAAAAUGCUGUCAUAUUAUUUUUUAAUAUCAUGUUGUUAUUUCUAUUAUCAAAAUGGUGAAGCUUCAAAAAGCACAUCCAUCCAUCAUUAAAUGAAUUAAAAUGACUCCGGUGGGUUAAUAACUGCCUUCUAAAGUGAAACAAUAUCUUCGUGAGAGAAAAAAAAUCUUGUUUUGAGCUUAUUUAUUAAAACUGAAAUGUAAGCAGAUAAAAUAUGGCAAAACAUCGAUAAUUUCAAAUCGCAUUGGUUCACAUGUCUCGUGACAAUUUGUCACAUGCGUGUUUUGUCAUGAGACACAUAGUAGUCAUUGAGAUCUGGAGUUAUAGACGUGUCGCCAUCAGUGGUGGAGCUAGAGUUUUAUAACGGGGUGGCCAGGGGGUGGCCAAGGCUACACUGUAAAACUGUAUGUUGCAACAGGUUUGCCAGUAACUUACUGUAGAUGUAAUUAACCGUUUUAAACAUAAACUUACCCAGUUCUUAUAUUUUCUUUCAUGAAACAAGACUAAAUAUCUUAGGUCACUUUUCUUGUUAUGUAAAUGUAUCGUAAUUUAAGAAGUUUCAAAUCUUUUUACUAAGAAACAAGACAAAAAUGCUUAUGAAGAAUGUAAUUUUUGCAGUGUUGCUGUGCUAAUGCCAGUCUCUUCUUGCUCAUUUUGAAUCUCAAAAGUCAAAGUCUUUUAAUUCUGGUUAAAGUAAAGUUUUACUCAAAUUGAAAACAGUACUAAUAGGAAAGUCAUCAAAUCUACAGUAAGAUACUGGCAAAUCUGCUGCAAAAUAUAGCAAAGUUUUACAGUGAACUUUAGGGGGUCCACGGACCAUGACAGAAAAUUAGUGUGUAACCCUGACCUGGCAUCGAAUUAUAAAUAAAUCCCAGGAUUGAUGGGUAUGAAGUGAUAAUUUACAAGUACCUCGGUCUAAGUGUAAUAAAUGUGACAAAUGUAUCUAAAAUCUUACCCUGACGUAAUGAGAUUCAUGUAAUUCUAAAUGUAUAUAGAUGAUAUAAAUUAUAAAAUAAAAAUGUCAAAAACAUAGUUUAACCCUGAUAACUUGUUUAAUUUACACACAAACAAAGCAAGUGGUAACCAGGCCAAUGAAUGUGAAACUAUACAACUGUGGUGUGUAGUAAAACUAUAAGCGCUCUUAGAAGAACCUCAGCUGGGUUGGGGCUGGCAAAGCUCACAGUUGGGCACAAAGACUCUGAAUUUAUGCUGUAAUACGUUGUGUUUAUCAUAAUGUAACAAGGCUCUAAAUAAAGUUUCUG
This is a messenger RNA of Triplophysa rosa, 3959 nucleotides long. RefSeq names its product golgi associated kinase 1A (gene gask1a). The record is from RefSeq and is a predicted model, not a curated record. The transcript has 5 exons. NCBI's taxonomy places the organism in Eukaryota, Metazoa, Chordata, Actinopteri, Cypriniformes, Nemacheilidae. The coding region runs from base 198 to 1979 and encodes 593 amino acids. Gene Ontology annotation, cellular component: Golgi apparatus.